Molecule: messenger RNA, 1707 nt
Organism: Pyrenophora tritici-repentis Pt-1C-BFP
Lineage: Eukaryota; Fungi; Ascomycota; Dothideomycetes; Pleosporales; Pleosporaceae
Product: LeuA, Isopropylmalate-homocitrate-citramalate synthase
Biological process (GO): L-leucine biosynthetic process
Cellular component (GO): mitochondrion
Molecular function (GO): 2-isopropylmalate synthase activity
Source: RefSeq, a predicted model, not a curated record
AUGCUCGUAAAGCUCGGGUACAAGGAAAUCGAGGUCUCGUUCCCCUCAGCCUCACAGACCGACUUCGACUUUACCCAACGCCUCAUACAAACACCCGGAAUCGUGCCAGACGAUGUCUGGGUACAAGUCCUUUCGCCAUGUCGCAAAGAACUCAUUCGCCGCACCGUCGACUCCCUCAAAGGUGCUCGCAAAGCCAUCCUCCACCUCUACCUCGCCACCAGCCCCUGUUUCCAGCAGAUUGUCUUCGACAUGAACGAUGAGGAGACGAUUGCCCUGGCAGUUGAGUGCACGCGAUAUGCGCGUGCGAUAACAAAAGAUGACCCUGCGCAGGUAGGCACGGAAUGGGCAUAUGAGUUUUCACCAGAGACCUUCUCCGACUCGUCGCCCGAGUUCGUCAUCAAGGUCUGCGAGGCCGUCAAGGCUGCCUGGGAGCCCAGUGUCGAGAACCCGCUCAUCUUCAAUCUCCCGGCUACCGUGGAGAUGUCGACACCAAACGUAUACGCCGACCAGAUCGAAUACUUUUGCAAGAACAUUUCAGAGAGAGAGAAGAUUUGUGUGUCGCUGCACCCGCACAACGACAGAGGCUGCGCAGUUGCGGCGGCAGAACUGGCACAGAUGGCGGGCGCGGACCGAGUAGAGGGCACCCUGUUUGGCAAUGGAGAGCGCACGGGAAACGUCGACCUUGUAACGCUGGGCUUGAACUUGUACACGCAAGGAAUCCACCCCAAGAUUGACUUUUCUGACCUCAAGUCAACCAUAGACAUGGUCGAGAGCUGCAACAAAAUCCCAAUACACCCGCGUGCACCAUACGGUGGUCAACUUGUCGUGUGCGCCUUCAGUGGCUCACAUCAGGACGCGAUUAAGAAGGGUUUCCAGAUGCGCAAGAAGAAUGGCGCCACAAACGAAAGCCGGUGGCAGAUCCCAUACCUCCCGCUCGACCCCCAAGAUAUUGGCCGUACCUACGAAGCCAUUAUCCGUGUCAACUCCCAGAGUGGCAAGGGAGGCAUUGCUUGGAUUAUUCAGCGCCAGCUGGAACUCGACCUACCGCGUGGUCUGCAAAUCGCUUUCUCCAAGAUUGUGCAAAAGGAAACCGAUAUGCUCGGCCGCGAACUUCUACCUACAGAGAUUACCCACCUGUUCGAGGAGGCAUACCAUCUCAAGCGUAACCCUCGAUUCUCCCUGAUUGAUUAUGAGAUCAAGGCCGACCGUUCAGAAACGCCCCAGCCCCCACAAGAUGGCCGAACAGUCAGUAGCCGUAAUUUGCGCCGUAUCUUUAAUGGUGUAAUCGAGAUUGACGGACAGGAACACAAGAUCCAAGGAUCAGGCAACGGUGCACUGUCAUCUUUGGCUGAUGCACUCAGGAGUCUGGGUAUCGACCUGGAUGUUGUGGACUACAACGAACACACCAUCGGUACGAGCAAGGACGCAAAAGCAGCAACGUAUAUUGGAUGCACAGCUGCACAGAGCAGUCAAAAGGUUUGGGGUGUAGGAAUUCACCACGAUGUAGUCCAGGCAUCUCUGAUUGCCAUGUUGAGUGCUGCUUCUUCAUUCCUUUCAUCGAGACCAUCAACCCCCAUCCCGUUCCGCCCCAAACGAUCAAAUACCCUCGAGAUCCCCAGCCCCAACUCAAGUCCGACGAGAACCGGAAAGCAAGCAAAUGGUAGCUCGAUAGUGGAUAAGCUGGAGGCUGCUGUCAGUGGCAAUUAG